This is a messenger RNA of Cryphonectria parasitica EP155, 1992 nucleotides long. RefSeq lists its product as uncharacterized. The transcript has a single exon. NCBI's taxonomy places the organism in Eukaryota, Fungi, Ascomycota, Sordariomycetes, Diaporthales, Cryphonectriaceae. The record is from RefSeq and is a predicted model, not a curated record. The coding region runs from base 1 to 1992 and encodes 663 amino acids.
AUGAGUGUAUCAAACUCAGAGAGCCCGGGGUCUUCAGCCUACUCCCAGCAACAAGAAGCUGUCAACACACCUACGGGCCAUGAGCAGCAUCAACAAACCCUCUCAAAAGUUGGGAUUAACUUCAACUGGUUGACAAACGCUAUCAAGCAUCUCCUUCAAGAGCCUUUCCCAGAGCCAGGCUCCAUGACCCAACCAUACAUCUACAAUGAAGGGGACUUUCGUGUCAAGAUGGAUGCAUACUUGAGUCUGUGCGACAAGAACAAUACCCGGAUUACCCUCAAUGACGACUUUCCUGAGGACCCUGAGGACCAACAACGCCUUGCCCGAGAGCUUGUCACAGCGAUGACCAACCUAGACUGUGAAGACAAUUCCUCCAAAGUCGCUGUCGCCCGCAUCAAGAAACUCAGCCCUGUCGAGUUCAGCCUCAUGGCCUGGUCCCUCCUCUUCGAGACGAGAGAUGUCCACCGCGGCAAGCUAUCGAUGCCCCGAUGGGGAAAAGAGUGGGAGCUGGAGAGGUACGACACUUUCCAUGAGCGCUUCGAGAUGGUCAAGGACGUCCUUCACAACCGCAAGACGGCCGUCUCCAGCCUAUUUGACUAUGUCUUUGCGAAGCGGUUGGCCCUGAACCCGCGUGCUGAGCUGGGACGCAAGAAGUCGAACACGGUGUCCAACGCAAAGCGUAAGCUGGACCUUGACUUUGCCAAACAACACAGGAGCGGGAAGCGAGCUCGCUCUGGUAAACGCAGUUCCCAGACUGGCCAUACGACUGAUCAGAACAGUCCAACACCACAGGACUCACAGGUGGACCACCACAGCGAGCAGAUGGACGAUGCCGAGGGUAGGGCUAGGAAGCGAGUGAGGACAGAGAAGGCCCCUGAGAUGGCCCCAAUCCCAGCAAUUAUCAACACUCAGAUGGGUCACUACAGCGCCGCGAACGCUUCUGUGAUGCAGCCAGCAAACCGGACGUGGCAUGACGUCUACGGCACUCAUCACAGUCUUGAGCCUCACCCCGGCUCCGGGCAAACGGACUGGCCCCGCACACAAUACGAUAAUGGCCAGCCCAACCCCCAGUUCCACAGUCAGCUUAGAGGCCUGCUCAACAAUCAGCUAGCGAUGAUUCCUUCCGUGCAACGCAAGCCACAGGGGGUGUACUCGACCGUGGAGAACGCAGAGGUGCAUGGCGGAGGACUCGAUACACUGGACGAGGACGAGGAUGAGGAUGAGGGAACAUAUCAGGGCGAGAUGCAGGUUGGAGGCCCGACCUUGGAUAACACAGCUGUGCAUGCGGGAGAAAUCGACACGCUGGAUGAGGACGAGAACGCGAGCACAUAUCAAGGCGAGACGCAGACCGGAGGCUCGUGUGGCAACAGCUACUCUUCGCCUGUGGACACGUUCCAGUCCGAGAGUGAGGAUGGCCAACUGGGACAGAACGAGGCGGGGGACGCAACAGGCCAGCCUGCAUUCUAUCCCAAUCCGCAGCAGGCCUUCCAACAAGAGUUCUCCCCCACUGUUGCUCAGAACGUAACCACUGGCGCCCACUAUCCUUCCGUCACCAACCAGCAGCAAUAUCCUGCAGCACCUGGCGGGGUCGGAGACGCCACUUCUGGACCCUCUGAAGACACCCAACCAUCGUCAGAUGCUCAGCAAGGCCACCAGCUCGAUUCUUCCCCAGAAAGCCUUGGUGAUGUCCGCCAGUGGCUGGUCAACACAGAGUCUGGCGUGGCCCCUGUGCAGGAUCCUUACACCGACAUCCAGAGAGAACAGAGCACUCAGCAGAGCCCGGUCGGAAGUGGUGAGCUUCAAACGACACCAAGCGACAACGGCUCGCAGCCUGAACAGCACCAAGCGACCCAGCACAGUCAAGAGAUGGAGGAUCUUGGUGAUUUCAAUGAGCUCCCGGGAGUGUGGGAUCCUUCUUAUGGAGAGGCGCUGCAGAGGUGGUCGGACCAGGAUAACGGUUUUGCAGGCGGGUUCGAUUGGAAUGACUUUUGA